Molecule: messenger RNA, 2757 nt
Organism: Puccinia triticina
Lineage: Eukaryota; Fungi; Basidiomycota; Pucciniomycetes; Pucciniales; Pucciniaceae
Exons: 10
Coding region: 1-2757 (918 amino acids)
Source: RefSeq, a predicted model, not a curated record
AUGACUUUCCGAGAGUAUCUUGAAUUUUUAUCGAUUCACAAAUCCAGCUGUUCUCUUGAAUCAGGAUGUUCACUGAGAGCAGAUGAGGAUGGUUUAGCUAGCUUCUGGGAUAAAAUGUUUAUAAAAGAUGUCACAAACUCUGCUAAGAGCCUCUCAGUAUGGCAAAAAGCUAUUCAUGAGUUUCAAUUGAGUGAGGCUCUUCCGUCCAUCAACCAAAAUUUAGUUAAACGAUGUGUACCGGCGUCUAUCCAGGUUGAAAGACCCAAAGAUAUUUGGGGGGAAAGCCAAGAUAUCAUCACUCCCACAUCAAUAUUGGAUCACGCUUUAGUGUCGCCAGCUAGCUCCAGCUCACAUGACCCUGAGGAAAAGCAAACGUAUCCAAUUCCAAUCAUCAGGACAUUUGAGAUUGGUAGUGGGAGCCAUAGUAAUAACAUUGAGAGCCCCAGCACGAUGAGUGAUUCUUUGACUCAGAAUCAUCGUGAUUUUAGCUACCCAAUAAAGCCGAGUAGCAAGCAUUUUUUACUGGGUACAACGCACGGCAAACUCAUACCUGCAACUGGCCCAAACGCGGGGUCCAAGGAAAGAGCCGUGUUCGAUUGGAUCCGUGAACCUAAUGUCAUUCGGGUAGUACGAGAGGGAAAAGGAACAAAACGCUACGUACGAAAAGCUCCUGUGGUUCCAUCACCGAUCGUUGACGAAAUGGAAGCGAAACACGAUGCCCAAUUGCGCGGUCCACUUGUUCGUCUACAGCACCUUGUGGAGGAAAAGCUGCAGGCAGAUAACGGUGCUCCAGUCGACUUGAAUUUGCUGAAAGAAGAGGCUGUCGAAAUCGAAUCCACUUUAAAUUUACUGGUUCAGAUGCUUCAGGAACCAAAAUUGAUCAAGUACUCCAGAAUCAAAGACAAGGUGAUGGCUUAUCGUGAAAGCUAUGUGGAGGGUUGCCGUUUGCUUCAGGAAAUAACGGAUGUAUGGAUAAGUGUGUCAAACAGAUUAGAUCGAUUGGAAGAGAACGUUGAUCUCUCCCGCUUUGAAGAUACCCUUAACUUAUUCGAGAUCGUCAGGGAGGAGGUGGUAAAAGUGGGUUCCCAAAGAAUGGCACAUCAAAUCAAAGACAUGUUGGAAGGAGUGGAGAAUUAUGUGGCUCUGGAUGGGUCACGUUCAGAACUCUACUCAUCACCGGUCGAGGAUAGUAGCCCGCAAUCAUUACCAAUCAUCCCACAAUCAUCGCCAUUUAACGGACAGCCGCAUGAAGUGCCAUCAAAUUUGCAUUCAGAGCACGUUUCUAGGGAAGACAAUUUUACACCACCUCAAGUCCCUCAAGUGAUACGUUCGAUCGAAGGUAUUGAUGAGCGUGCAAAAAGCUUCUUGAGAACACUCGGAAAGUUGAAAGAAUGCCGAGAUGCUCUAACAAAUGGCGCGACGGAUUACAGUCACGUAGGGCAACAUCGUCAGGUGUUGGAAAAAGAGCUGCAAGAACUCAGGCGACAUUUGAGCGAGAGUGGAACAGCGAAGAUCUGGUCUGAAUUUUUAACCACUGAGAAAAUCCAAAACAAGAACGACAGAUUGGACACCAACAUUCAAGACAUGUUUGCCGCCAACUACCUCAUCAGAAAUUUCCAAAAUGUUUAUCUGGGGAGAAAGGUAUCUUACAGUCACCACGACAAAACUUAUCAUGAUGUGGCUUGGUUUAUCAGUAAUAAGCUGAGAGCAGUUAUUGAAAGCGCAAGCGCCCGCCAAAUGGAUCGUUUGUCCAGUAUUCUUGACUCAAAGACAACCAAAACUAUCAUCUCCUCCCAUGAGGCCAAUCUUGCUAAUGUCAAUGCCGUGAUCAGACAGUUUGCACGUGCUCCAGAAGAUAGUAUGGAGUGGAUUAAGCUGCAAGGCCGUAUGCUCGACGAAAUUUUACAAUUAAACCAUGAGGACAACCUAUCACACGAGCAAUCUGUUUUACUUCUGAAGAGUCAUUUGAAAGAAGUCAGAACUUCAAUUUUGUUAGAAUCCAGGAAGCCACAUGUUUUGGUAUUACUUUAUCAGAUGGAACUAUGGUUAAGUAAACUGGAUGUUUUCAAUAGCAAGCCUGGUUCCGGAAGUCAUGCUUCUGUUAUGAAUAACGAACUCAGUAAUCUGUUUGAAUGGAAUGUAGAAACAUUCAUCGGGGAGAUUGUUUCAUUGAAAAACGCAAUCCUCAGCUUUGCGUCGACCAACUUGAAAUCCUCCACCCCUGCGCAAAAAAAUCUGUUAACUAGAAGAGGAGUGGUCGAAUUGCAAAAGGACGCCAAGAACAGACUGCCCGAGCGGAAUCCACACUUGAAAAAAAUCAAAGAGAAAUUGUUACGGGGGAGCAGCAAAAGGUUUGAAAUGGCCCAAUCACUACCACUCACCGCCCCGGAAGGAAUGUUACAGCUUUCGAUUGAUUUUGGAACUGGCGGAAGAUUUUCAAAACAUAGAGGAGCUAUAACUGACCUGAUUGGCUUGAUCACAUCCACUGAGCUUUACAAGAUGGCAAGGGCUUGUCCAAAGAGAGAGGGAGGUGAAUCGCCUGAGCUGGAUUUAGCGGAAAAACUCUGGAAGACCUAUGCACCAAAAAAGGAUGAAAUCUUGAAAUUGGCUGAGAGUUGGAGACCUUUCGGACUGAUCUUUCGGGAUAUCAUAGAAGUAAUGAUUGGACCUCAAAGUACCAGAGAGCUUCGGACUCAGAGCUCUUCCAUGCUGUAUGAAACCUACCAACAAACCCUCCACACUUCACAAUGGGAUUGA